AUGAACAAAAUCAAGACCGAAGCUGGAUUGUGUGAUAGAGGACCUCUUCAGGUGACCGAUAAAAAUAGAUCGAGACUAGCCGCUUCCAGCCUUUCACGUGAGCCCUCUUUCGAAGAACAACAGCUACAGCGAGAACUGGAUGCCAUCAAAGAACGCGAAGUCGACCUCUCGGAACAACUGCGCUUCUCUGAAGAGGAGCUUGAAUUUUUUGUGACGAUGACAGCUCGCUCUGAUGAUGUUCGUCAUAUAAUGGACGACAGCUUAGCACCUUUUACCGAAAUCGAAGAAAAUUGCCUUGGAAACAGCGUCAACAUGAAUCUUCCAGUAAAGCCAAAUGACAGCUGGUCAGGAGAAACCCGCCGUCGUCUUCUGGUGGAACCGACCUUCGAAUCUCUUCACCCAAUACUUUCACUCGAAAUGGAAGCGGCCCGGGAAAACAUGUCUUCUGCCAACUUUUCUCCUCUGACUGGAUUUAUGGGACAAGGUAGUGGUGAAAUAACUCCUCGACCCGACGGUUGUAUUGGAACCCCGGUUGCCAGUAGCCACAGUCUCCAAGCCUCGUUACAGACUCGACUUGAAGUCUCGGAGGAAGAGAACACCGGCUUGCAACGCCGGCUUGCCAGUCUACAAAAAGAGGCGGCUGCGACUCACGGAGAAUUGAUGAGACUUCACGACCGCCUUCGUGGCGAGCAGAUGGGCAUCAGUUAG
This is a messenger RNA of Protopolystoma xenopodis, 708 nucleotides long. Lineage: Eukaryota; Metazoa; Platyhelminthes; Monogenea; Polystomatidea; Polystomatidae. The record is from the annotation of a GenBank genome assembly.